AGGGAUCUCGGCGGUUUGAGCGAGCCGUGCAUCCAGGAGCCGAAAAAAAAGAUUAACACCCCGUCCGCACACCCCUCCGCGCCCCUCGGGGCGCCGCCGCGGCUCCGCGAUCGCCCCGCCGGACACCGAGCGAAAGGGAUUCGUCUGGAGGGCAAUUUCGGAUCGGGGGAGAUCUAUUGGAUUAGUGGGAUUAUCUGCCUGCAGACGGAGAGAAGUAGCGUUUGAUCAUUUCCAUUGCCUGCCUGAUGGUCGGAUUUACAUGGAGGUGGCUCGGCACGGAUGAGGCUGGAUUCCGGAUGGGGAUUUCCAGCCCCCCCUCCCCGCGCCCCGAUCCCGGGAAAGGGCAGAAAAAUAUAUAAAAAUCGGUAUAAUUGGGAAGUGUCCGGAGCACUAUCGGGAGCCCUCCCGCUCCCAGCUGCUGGGAGAGCCGGAGGAGGCGAAUCCAGCGGAUUACAGCUUCAGCUGCGAUUGCGGGGAAGCGGCCGUGAACUGGAUAUAGACCUGCGGCUAACUGGAUUUGAUUUAUAAGAGGGGAUUCUGCAGUAAAUGGCUGCUCUCUUCAUAUUGCUGCUAUGGAAAACAGAAUUGUCAAUAGGAUGUAGUCUGAUAAAUAGUGCUGAGUGAAGAUGCAGCUUCAAUAAGUGUGAAAUCAAUGGAAGAUACUUACCGCAUGAAAAGCCUUUUGAGAUUUUUCUGACAGGCGCCUAUUUAGGAAACUUGAUCUGUUUCCUCCGGUCGCCCUGUUUUUCCACCAGUGGAUACAAAUCAGAUUGCUUCACUGCAGUCACACAACUGAUGUGGGACCAUGGCCUUUCCAAGACCCACGUGGCUGAACUGGGUAUGGAGAGCGACGGUGCUGCACACGGGAUUGAACGCCACUUUUGCUUUUUCUAUACUUGGAUUUUUGCUUCACGCUGCAGCUGUGUCCUCCCAAAAAUUGGAUGAUACCAACCCAGUGGUGACCACCAACUUUGGCAAGAUAAGAGGGAUUAAGAAGGAACUUAAUAAUGAGAUUUUGGGGCCCGUUAUUCAGUUCCUCGGGGUUCCGUACGCUGCCCCUCCGACGGGGGAGCGCCGCUUCCAACCUCCUGAGCCUCCAUCUCCCUGGGCAGAUAUCAAAAACACCACCCAGUUUGCUCCUGUGUGUCCCCAGAACAUUAUAGAAGGCAGGUUGCCUGAAGUCAUGCUUCCCGUGUGGUUUACUAAUAACUUGGAUGUAGUUUCAACCUAUGUACAAGACCAGAACGAAGACUGCCUCUAUCUAAAUAUCUAUGUCCCAACCGAGGAUGUCAAAAGAAUAUCCAAGGAAUGUGCCAGAAAACCCGGCAAGAAAAUUUGUAGAAAAGGAGGUCCCCUUACAAAGAAACAGACAGAUGAUUUAGGUGAUAAUGACGGUGCUGAAGAUGAAGACAUUCGGGACAGUGGGGGACCCAAGCCUGUGAUGGUGUAUAUUCAUGGAGGGUCCUACAUGGAAGGCACUGGAAAUUUGUAUGAUGGCAGUGUUCUAGCAAGUUAUGGCAAUGUGAUAGUCAUCACAGUCAACUAUCGCCUUGGGGUGCUGGGAUUUCUGAGCACUGGGGACCAAGCAGCAAAGGGAAACUAUGGCCUCCUUGAUCUAAUUCAAGCUCUGAGAUGGACUAGUGAAAACAUUGGGUUCUUUGGUGGAGACCCAUUGCGAAUAACUGUUUUUGGAUCUGGGGCAGGCGGUUCCUGCGUCAAUCUCUUGACUUUAUCCCAUUAUUCUGAAGGUAACCGUUGGAGCAAUUCAACCAAAGGACUUUUUCAAAGAGCAAUAGCUCAGAGUGGAACAGCUCUCUCCAGCUGGGCAGUUAGCUUUCAGCCUGCAAAAUAUGCCAGGAUGUUGGCUACAAAAGUUGGUUGCAACAUGUCAGACACAGUGGAGCUGGUAGAAUGUCUGCAGAAGAAGCCUUACAGAGAACUUGUCGACCAGGACAUCCAGCCAGCAAGGUACCACAUAGCCUUCGGACCGGUGAUCGACGGCGACGUGAUACCCGACGACCCUCAGAUCCUGAUGGAGCAAGGAGAGUUCCUCAACUAUGACAUCAUGCUGGGAGUUAACCAAGGGGAAGGGCUGAAGUUUGUUGAAAACAUUGUGGAUAGCGAGGACGGCAUAUCAGCCAGUGAUUUUGACUUUGCGGUUUCUAAUUUCGUCGAUAACUUGUACGGAUACCCCGAAGGCAAAGACAUACUGAGGGAAACCAUUAAAUUUAUGUACACAGACUGGGCAGACAGGCACAACCCUGAGACCAGAAGGAAAACGCUGCUGGCUCUGUUCACUGAUCACCAGUGGGUUGCACCAGCAGUGGCUACUGCAGAUCUGCACUCGAAUUUCGGAUCGCCUACGUAUUUCUAUGCCUUCUACCAUCAUUGCCAGACAGACCAGGUACCUGCAUGGGCAGAUGCAGCCCAUGGAGAUGAGGUUCCUUAUGUUCUAGGAAUCCCCAUGAUUGGUCCUACUGAGUUAUUUCCUUGUAAUUUCUCCAAAAAUGACGUCAUGCUAAGUGCAGUGGUGAUGACGUACUGGACAAACUUUGCAAAAACUGGUGACCCAAAUCAACCAGUGCCGCAAGACACAAAAUUCAUCCACACAAAACCAAAUCGUUUUGAAGAAGUAGCAUGGACCAGAUAUUCUCAGAAAGACCAGCUGUAUCUUCACAUUGGAUUAAAACCACGAGUUAAAGAACACUAUAGGGCCAAUAAAGUGAACCUUUGGUUGGAGCUGGUACCUCAUCUGCACAAUCUUAACGACAUUUCACAGUAUACCUCUACCACAACUAAAGUGCCAUCGACUGAUAAUACUUUCAGACCCACAAGGAAAAAUUCAGUUUCAGUUACUUCAGCCUUUCCUACAGCCAAACAAGAUGAUCCCAAACAACAACCAAGCCCGUUUUCAGUGGAUCAAAGGGACUACUCAACAGAAUUGAGUGUUACUAUCGCAGUUGGCGCGUCUUUGCUGUUCCUGAACAUUUUGGCCUUUGCAGCGUUGUACUACAAAAAGGACAAGCGGAGACACGACGUCCACAGGAGAUGUAGCCCACAACGUACCACUACCAAUGAUCUCACCCAUGCACAAGAAGAGGAGAUAAUGUCCCUCCAAAUGAAGCACACUGACUUGGAUCAUGAAUGUGAGUCCAUCCAUCCACAUGAGGUGGUUCUCAGGACCGCCUGUCCCCCAGACUACACGCUAGCUAUGAGAAGGUCUCCUGAUGAUAUCCCCUUAAUGACACCCAACACCAUCACAAUGAUCCCCAACACUAUACCAGGGAUUCAGCCCCUACACACAUUCAACACAUUCACUGGAGGACAGAACAAUACUCUGCCCCAUCCUCAUCCCCACCCCCAUUCACACUCAACAACCAGGGUAUAGCCAGACAAGACGAAACAAACUUUAUUUUUUGAUGGAUUACAGUAGGUGAUAUUACUGAAGAUUACUUGGCUUUCAACCUACAAGACUCUUACUAUUUAAAUAUGGAGGAAUAUUAUGUGAAUAUACAUAUCAAGAACAUUUGGGGUUUUGAAAAAAAUGAAUUGUACAUAUAUGAAAUGAACUUAAGAAACAAACAAAGCAAAAGAAAAAAAGAAAGAAAAACAAAAAACAAAAAACCCAACUGUUUGCAAUUGCUUGAAGCAGUUGUCCUGAAUGAUACUUUUUCAUUCACAUUCAAGUAUUAAUUUUUUGAAGAUUUAAGUUACAUAAUGGAAUUAGGCAUGUGCAACACAAGCAGGAAAGAACUAUGACUGAAAAUUUUAAAAACCUAUAAAUAUGCACAAGGGACACACUAAUGGAAUGUCAGAUAAUUUUCACCAAUUUUUAUUUGGACCUGUUUUCUUGUGUAGACCAUAUUUACAUAUUUGAAUAAGUACACAAAGCACCAAUGCUGUUAAGGCCUUAGAAAGGGGCUCAUGCUGAAAUCUGCCAGUCAGAGAAGUUUUACAGCCUGGCAGGUACAACAUUAUCACUUAAGUGCUGUCAGUAUAAAAGUUGUGGGAAUAAAGGAAACUGGAUAUUUUUAGCACGAUGUGCAUGAUAAUUUAUAUGCUUGGUGGCUGUGCUGCUGAUUAAGCCGUAAUUAAAAUUCUUCUCAUCCCAUUGGAGUUUUUAAUAGAAGCUUUCUCCAUCAAUUGGCACAACUUAAAGAAGUUCUUUAAAGGGGCAAAAGUAAUUACAUUAAAAUAUUUCACGGUAGCUUCUGAAAGAGAAGGGAUUGCAACAGUUCUUAAAGGUAUUUGUGGCAUUCUAGGUAUACAGUGGUGGACCCUCACUGAUAUGAAUCCCAAACCAAAAAAAAUGUAUACUAUUAAUGUUCUUUUUCCUUUCCACCCAAAUAAUUUCUAGCUUUGAAAUAACUAUAACUUUAAUGGAAUCUCCUUUGAUGAAGGAGUUAUAAUUUGCUGUGAUUUAGUUACAGAGUAUUUUGUUCAAAUUGACAAGGUUAAGUGUGUCCAAAAAUUUAAUUGCAAUGACAUUUUGCCAUUUAGAAGUGCCCCAAUAUUACUGCUCUAAGUACACCUUUCAGUUUAUUGUUUCAACUCAUGUUGCAUGUUACAAAGUUUACUUAUAAUACUUUAAUAUAAUGUUAAUCCCCUUUUUGCUAUACAUUAGCUUUGUCAUUCCAAUUAAUUAUCUAGACCAGAUGGCAAGAGUGUAGAAAAAGAGAGUAUAUGAGAAUGGGGAGAGAGCCAACAACUGGAAAUUUAAAAAUCUGCAUACUACAUUUGUUUGUGUGAUUUAAAGUGAAUGUUCUAAAAUGAUAAGAAAUUUUUCAUUCCCCUGUUUCUUUCCAGUAAUUCUAUACCAUGGUCCUUUCAAAACGUUUGUAUAUGUAAUCAGAUGUACAUUUAUAUAAAAGAAAUAAUUGAGAUGGACUUAAGAGCACACCCCUGAUAAAUACUUUCUCUCUUACCUGUACUAUAUUUCUAUUAGACUAAAGUUAUGUGAUUUUUUUUUACAUUUUUUCAAAUUACUAGCAAUUUUGAUAGUUUGUAAGAUAAUGCGAAGAACUUUCUCUGACAAACUAACUGCAGUAACAGAAACAUUUCUUUUCAGUUACUCUUUUUCAAGAAUGAAAGCUUAUUACACACAAAAAUUGUAUACUACUUGAUGGAAAAUUACUUUGUAUUUCUUGGCCAUAUUACUGGUCACUGAGUGAAAUAAAGAUAAUCUGGAUAACGAAUAUUAUUCCAAUGUUAAGAGACCUGAUCUUUGCUCAUUAAAGAGCUAAAAUGUUUAUUGCUGUUUUGUCAUUUUUUAAUGAAGUAAUGGUAACUGUCUCAAAUAAAGAGUAAUAUCUUAAGACCAGUCUGGUUUUUGAAGACAUGAGGGUGCCUUCUACAAUUAAUAAAACUGCAUAUUUAUGGGCCAGCCCCACCACAGCCAUUUCUUGAAGAAAUAGUGAAAUUUUGACUGUAAUCACAUGUAAGUCUCCUCCAGAUUUCAGGAAUGAGUUAAAAAUGCAAUAUCAACACCAAAAAAAAAAAAAAAAAGCUAGGAACAGGCCAAAUUGAAAUAAAUCUGCAGUAUUCCAUGAUGGGAAUAAAACAUCACCUGGGUUUUAUUGGAUGAUUGAACUUUUGUUAUAAAAGUUUGCUGAGAAGUUUAAAGCAGGUUUGCUAACAUUGAGCACAGACAUUAAAAAUUAAGCUGAAACCAAAAUAAAGUACUCCAAUUUCAGUUAUUUUACUUACCUAUGAAAAAAAAGAAAUAGAAAACCAUGUACUUUGUACUUCUUACAGUCCCCAGUUUUAAAUUAAGGUCUUUUUGUAGAAGCAUAAAAAAUAGUCUUCAAAAUCCAGGGCGGUCUGUGUGCAAUUUCUGCCUGAUGUGGUUGUGCUUUUAGACUGUGACCUGCCAAUGUAAACCAAUAAAAAGAAUUGUCUGCCAUCUGAUAAUUAUUGUUUAAUAAGAAGAUUGUAUUUUGCUAUGUUGAUGAAACAAAACAAAAAAAAAAAUACAAAAAUAUUGAUGGCCAUAAAACAAAAUAUUAAUGAAAUAUGAUUUUAUGUGCUUUUCUUAACUUUAUCAAAACCAAAAUAACUUUCUACUAUAGUUUAUUUGUGGCCAUAUAUCUAUAUAUCUCUAUAUAUACAGUAUCUGGUAAUUGUUUACUUUUAUUAGUUACAAAAUAAAUGAUUUAGGUAAACCAAGCAUGACACUACACUUUAUUUCUGUCAGCCAAUAGUAUUUAAAAUGUGAAAGAUGAAGGCAACAACACAAAUUAUGUCACUCCUGUUUGGAAAAAAAAAAAGUCCAUUCCUGUGAUACAGAUACUGUGAAUGAUAUUUUAGUGGCUACUUUAUACUGACAUUACAGCAGCUGGCUUUCCAAAAGUAAGAUGGUGUCCCACGUUUUAACACAACAUUAAGAAAGAGUAAGAGAUGUUUUAAAGCUGAAAUGAAAAUAUAAGAAAUGGUUUUGAAAUAUCUUCAUGUGCUUCAUGGAAUAUAAGUUUGUUCUUUUCAGAAUAUUUUAUCUAUUUGAUUUGUUUUUCAUGGUAGCCUACACAAAAGCAAAACUGAGUGUUGAUAUUUAAUUUCUUGUAUCAUCUUUGGACCAGAUUUCCAAUAAAAUUAGGAUAUCAGUCAGUCUUUGGAAGUUCAGUAAAAAAUAUAAAGAGCCUGCAUUUAUUGAUUUCACACUUUUGUAAAUAUGUUUGCAGACCUUUUUAAGAAAAUGUAUUCUACCAUUUUGAGAAAAAAAAAUAACAAUGGAAUCAUUGUCUCGUUUAUCUAUUAAAAUUACAGGCAAUAUAAUGUGCUGUGCUGACAUUUCUAGGAGAAAUAAAACCGAUACAAAAUGCAUUUUGCUCAAUGGUAUCUCAGUUGGUUGCACCUGGUAUUCUCCACCCACAGAAGACUUGCAAGGCGUGGAUGAACUUCCUGGAUAAAACCCUCCAUAGGAAAAUUAUCUUUAUGUUGUCUGUACUAAACAUGGAUUCCUGUGUCACAAGUCUUUAAUUAUCAGAUGUUUUUGUUACUCAAACCCCCUGAAAGCUGGAUGAAUAGAGGCCUAACAAAUAAACAUGUUACAGUUUUAAAGACACCACUGCACAGAAGAUGCUGGAGUUUCUGUUGCCAACCUCACUAGGAGAUGGAACAGCUGACUUCAUAGCAAGCUGUCAAACAUCAUGGUAUUCCUUUGAUGUUUGGAAGUUGUUGCUUUUCCCCCGUGAUGUUAGUUUAAAAUAUUGGCCUUUCCCCCACCUUUUUUUUCUAGUAUUGAACAGUUACA
This is a messenger RNA of Oenanthe melanoleuca, 7249 nucleotides long. RefSeq names its product neuroligin 1 (gene NLGN1). The transcript has 8 exons. NCBI's taxonomy places the organism in Eukaryota, Metazoa, Chordata, Aves, Passeriformes, Muscicapidae. Bases 806 to 3388 code for a protein of 860 amino acids. Gene Ontology annotation, biological process: synaptic vesicle endocytosis; postsynaptic membrane assembly; chemical synaptic transmission. Gene Ontology annotation, cellular component: synapse; cell surface; postsynaptic specialization membrane. Gene Ontology annotation, molecular function: neurexin family protein binding; signaling receptor activity. The record is from RefSeq and is a predicted model, not a curated record.